Messenger RNA from Oryza sativa Japonica Group (Japanese rice), 1848 nucleotides. Lineage: Eukaryota; Viridiplantae; Streptophyta; Magnoliopsida; Poales; Poaceae. The record is from RefSeq and is a predicted model, not a curated record.
UAAAGAGUGCGUGUGAUCAGAUCGUGUGCCAUGGAGUCGAUGCUCGUAGCCGGAGCGGGCGCGGCGGCGGUGGCGGCCGUCGGGGGCCUCGUCGCGGCGGCCGCGCUCGCCGACAAGCUCGUCGCGGCGCCGCCGCCGCGCAAGAACCGCGCCAACCCGCCUCCAGCUGUUCCUGGUUUACCCAUUAUUGGAAAUCUGCAUCAAUUGAAAGAAAAGAAGCCUCAUCAGACGUUUGCAAAAUGGUCUGAAACUUAUGGACCAAUCUACACUAUAAAGACCGGAGCUUCUCCAGUGGUUGUGCUCAAUUCAACUGAAGUAGCCAAGGAGGCGAUGAUUGACAAAUUCUCAUCCAUAUCUACUCGAAAGCUACCAAAAGCAAUGUCUGUGCUAACUCGUAAAAGUAUGGUCGCAAUCAGCGACUACGGUGACUACCAAAAGAUGGCGAAGCGUAAUAUUAUGAUUGGCAUGUUAGGUUUUAAUGCACAGAAACAGUUUCGCGGUACAAGAGAGAGGAUGAUCAGUAACGUGUUAAGCACUUUGCAUAAGUUGGUUUCUCUUGACCCACAUUCCCCUCUGAACUUCAGGGAUGUUUACAUUAAUGAGCUGUUCAGCUUGUCCUUGAUCCAGAGUUUAGGUGAGGAUGUGAGUUCAGUUUAUGUGGAAGAGUUUGGGAGGGAGAUAUCCAAGGACGAAAUCUUUGAUGUCCUUGUGCAUGAGAUGAUGAUGUGUGCAGUUGAGGCUGACUGGAGGGACUACUUCCCCUACCUCAGCUGGCUUCCAAACAAGAGCUUCGACACAAUUGUGUCUACUACAGAAUUCAGACGAGAUGCUAUCAUGAAUGCAUUGAUCAAGAAGCAGAAGGAGAGGAUUGCACGCGGAGAGGCAAGGGCAUCCUACAUUGACUUCUUGCUGGAAGCUGAGAGGAGUGCACAGCUGACAGAUGACCAACUGAUGCUGCUGCUGUCGGAGUCCAUCCUGGCUGCAGCUGAUACUGUCCUGGUGACCACCGAAUGGACCAUGUAUGAGAUUGCCAAGAACCCUGACAAACAGGAGCUACUCUACCAAGAGAUCCGAGAGGCGUGCGGCGGCGAGGCGGUGACCGAGGACGACUUGCCGCGGCUGCCGUACCUCAACGCCGUGUUCCACGAGACGCUGCGGCUGCACUCCCCGGUGCCGGUGCUGCCCCCGAGGUUCGUCCACGACGACACCACGCUCGCCGGCUACGACAUCGCGGCGGGCACCCAGAUGAUGAUCAACGUGUACGCGUGCCACAUGGACGAGAAGGUGUGGGAGUCGCCGGGGGAGUGGUCGCCGGAGAGGUUCCUCGGCGAGGGGUUCGAGGUGGCGGACAGGUACAAGACGAUGGCGUUCGGCGCCGGGAGGAGGACCUGCGCGGGGAGCCUGCAGGCGAUGAACAUCGCGUGCGUCGCCGUGGCGCGCCUCGUGCAGGAGCUCGAGUGGAGGCUGAGGGAGGGCGACGGGGACAAGGAGGACACCAUGCAGUUCACCGCCUUGAAGCUUGACCCGCUGCAUGUCCACCUCAAGCCCAGAGGAAGGAUGUGAGCUAGAAGAAGCAGUUCCAUGCAUGAUGAAGAAUUAAUGAUAUUCUCGAACGUAUUUUGCAGGAUGAAUAGUGAUAUUAAAAAUAUAAUGGUAUAUACUACCUCUGGUUUUUUAAUAUGCUAGAAAAAAAUGUAUGUGCACUGCUAGGGGAGAAAUUAAAUUUAUCAUGAACAUCGUAGUAUUUUUUUUUAAAAUGUACGACGCCAACGUUUGACCAUUCGUCCCUUAUAUAUUCAAUGGUACAAUUUAGAUUUAAUCAAAUAGAGAAAAAAAGCAUUACACCUC